AUGCAUGAGAAUGCAUUUCUCAUUUGUAACCUGGUGAAGAGUCGGAUAGAACGGAAGAUCUGCAGUAAUGGCGAGUAUUUCAUCGACGGCAAAUGCCGAAACGCUCAUGUCCGGUACAAACGACAGGGCACGGCCGGCUCGGGACGAGUCGGCGAUUUCUGCUCGUUCAACACUGAUUGUCUCACGGGCAUGUUCUGUUCAACUGGCUCAUGUACGUGCCUAAGCAACUUCGUCGCCAUCCAGGGCUACUGUUACUUGAAGAAAAACCCCGGCGAAAGCGGGUGCCAAUACGCUGAGCAGUGCAGUGCGGUAUGGCCGGAGAGUCGCUGUGAGAAGUCCCGCUGUGAAUGUCCAGAAGACGUCAACGGAAUACCCUAUGUGCAGGCAAAAACUCGUGACGGUGUCAUCUGCAUCCUCCACUCGGGUGAGGACGGCGAUCCCGUGCCAAAAUGUCCUCUGCCCGAAUACGAUGACGAUCUGCUGACGAUGCCCGUCUCACAGCUCAGAACCCCGGCGAAUGACCGAUCUGACGAUGCCGAUGUCGAGAUGGGCGAACAUGUGAAUCCACUACAGUUCUGCACUUCCACCUCGACCGACUACACAACUUUUCGUCGCCAAUGGCGGCCUGAUUUUGUACCUAAUCGCACCACAAUCAACUCAUUGAACAGUAUCAGUCAAUUUCUUGGUCCAUUUGUACCAGGAAUGCUCACUGCCCAAAAUGCUCUGCCUAUACGGAGUUCUGCCAUUCAAUCUUGUUCAGCUUACUACUACGACGCGGAACAGGGUCGCUGUAUCGCGUUCACCUACAACGGUGCUCUCGGAAACUACAACAACUUCAAGUCCUCAGCUGAAUGUGAACUCUUCUGCGCUAAACUGCAGUGCAAGUACGGAACACCGUUGAAGAUUGGUGCCACCAACCAACGCUGUAGCACCAAUGCGGACUGCCCGAGCACCACGAAUGCCAGAGCGAUCACAACGUCUGCUGCCCGCGACCUCUCCGCAUCAGUUGUCCCCAAGGUGAUGCCUACAAGGACUAUCAAGGCAACUACUACGUCUGCUCAAACUCGGUGUCGGAAAUUCCUGCCCAGUGAACUACGAGUGCUACUUCGAUGGCUACGUCUGGGGAUGCUGUCCAACAAAAGAAUUACCUUUGUUCGCUCCGGUAUUGACUUCACCUUUUCAGCCUACACCUGCACACUCUCUCCCCACAAGGGCGUGACCUGUGGCAGUGGAUCGUCCUACCGGUACUUCUACAACAGUCAAACACAAGAAUGCGAAAGCUUCCAGUACAACGGUUGUGAUGGCAACUCAAACAAUUUCGCCACGAGGGACGAUUGUGAGGGAUACUGUAGCGUGGGUGGCUGCCCAUCGGGAGGCACGCCUGAACGCAACGAAUUCGGCCAGUUGAUGGUCUGCUCGUCCACUCAAGUCUGUCCGACCACUCACGAAUGCACAUCGGUGAACUCGGGCAGCAGUGUUGUGAACCGGUGCUGUCCAACUCGGUCCUACAUCUGCUCACUGCCACCUCAGCAGGGCAGCUCCUGCUCCUCAUCGGCUGCUUCUCGCUACUACUUCAACAUCGUCACCAAGGAGUGCACUCAAUUCACCUACAACGGCUGCAGUGGCAAUCUGAACAACUUCGCCACUGUCGAACAGUGCAACAACUUCUGUCUGUCGGCGGCUUGCACUCCCGGAGAUGUGGCUUAUGUGAAUCCGAACACGAAUAUGCCCUACGAAUGCAACGCUGCGCUCAGUAACAGUUGUCCGUCAAACUUCGCCUGUACCUAUGACCAGUUGUCCGCAACCAGCGUCUGCUGUGGAGCUACACAUAUGGAUGUCUGUCCUGAAGGAGAGAAGGCUUACGUGAACGCGGCCGACAUGAGUGUUCGUGAAUGUCUGAUCAACGUCGAAGGAUCCUGUCCGAGCAACUAUCUGUGCCGUUUCAACGCCCUGAAGAAUCGUACUAAUUGCCUGGCGCGCAUCGAUCAACGGGAAGAUACUCUGGCACUGCCCGAAGGCAAACUUUUCAGAAUCGUCCUGCGAAAGCACCCAUCAGCCCCUGAACUCCUCUUUUUAGAUGUACGAUCAGCAGCAGCAGCAACCAAUGUCCUACUGGUUACUCUUGCCAAUCGGAUGUGCCUGGCGCAUUCCAAGGCAUAUGAUUGCUCAGCAAAGCCAUCUCUGUCCGAGAAAAGCCCGAGUCCUUUGAGGCAAGCACUACCCGAUCCACGAUCGUGCACUGUUGGAGCGUUCAUUACCUGCCCGAAUGGCUACAGCUGCCAGAGCACCCAGACCGAGUUCACUACCGGCUUCUGCUGUAAAGGAGAAGUAGCUUCAGCGUCAGACGGCUGCCCACCAAACGAGUUUGUCUACAUGAAGGACGGACAGAUCGCCGCCUGCGACCCGUUCAACCCUCCAAACGCUCCCUGUCCGAACGGCUAUUCCUGCCAGUGGUCGCUGGCCAAUCAACGCUAUCAGUGCUGCGGUUCAACGCCCAUCACAACUCCAAAAUCCAUCGCCGCUCUCGGUUGCCCAAACAACCAGGUGGCUUACCGAGAUGUGGCCACGAAUCAGCCACGAAUCUGCACGGCCGCCUCGCAGAACUGUCCUACCGGCUACUUCUGCCAGUUCUCAACUGCCAACAAUCAGUUCCAAUGCUGUGGAAUGUCUGGUGGAUGUCCGAACGAUUCAGUGGCUUUCAUUGGAAUCACCGGUGAAGCACAGAGUUGCGCUAUUGGACAGAGCAGUUGUCCCAAGGGAUACUCGUGCCAGCGCAGUCUCACUGGAGCGCAGUUGUGCUGCACCACAAAUGAACAAGGUUUGUGGUACACUUAG
Molecule: messenger RNA, 2835 nt
Organism: Ostertagia ostertagi
Lineage: Eukaryota; Metazoa; Nematoda; Chromadorea; Rhabditida; Trichostrongylidae
Source: the annotation of a GenBank genome assembly